This is a messenger RNA of Nicotiana tabacum (common tobacco), 1004 nucleotides long. RefSeq names its product F-box protein PP2-B10-like. Gene Ontology annotation, molecular function: protein binding. The record is from RefSeq and is a predicted model, not a curated record. Lineage: Eukaryota; Viridiplantae; Streptophyta; Magnoliopsida; Solanales; Solanaceae.
AUGUGUAGUAGUUUUCGUUUACAGUUCUGCUUUGCUAUAUAGAAAGUUCUCAAGUUGAGAAACUUUAUACAAUUUUUCUAUGGAUUAUUUUGGGUUGUUACCAGAAGGUUGUGUAUCUGAUAUUAUCUCCUUCACUUCGCCAAAAGAUGCAGCUAUUUCUUCUGCUAUUUCAAGAGGAUUUAAGUCUGCUUCUGAAUCAGACACAAUUUGGGAAAAGUUUUUGCCGUCUGAUUAUCAACAUAUUAUCUCUAAAUCUGACUCUCAACUGGUUUUCUCCUCUAAAAAGGAACUUUAUUUCAGUCUCUGUGAUUCCCCUGUUCUUGUUGAUGGAGGCAAACUGAGCUUUUCACUUGAUAAAAAAACAGGGAAAAAAUGUUUUAUGUUGGCAGCAAGGGAACUUGCUAUUUCUUGGGGAGUUGAUACACCAUGGUAUUGGGAAUGGAUAUCUCACUCUGAAUCCAGAUUUUCAGAAGUGGCUCAUCUCAAGGGUGUAAGUUGGUUAGAUAUCCGAGGCAAGAUUGAAACUCAAAUACUGUCAAAAAGAACAAAAUAUGUUGCUUAUUUAGUGUUCAAAUUGGUAGAAGGACAUGAGGGACUAGAAAUUGCUAAUGCAUAUGUUAGAUUUGUGAAUCGCGAUAGCAAGAAGGAAGCUGAGGAACGAGCUAGCGUUGUGAGUCUAGUUGAACAAAAAGUUAAGAGAGGUAUUAAACGUAAUGUGAAACGUCCACGAAAAAGAGUUGAUGGAUGGAUGGAAAUAGAAAUGGGAAUUUUUUUCAAUGAAACUGGAGAGGAGGGAGAUGUUGAAGCGCGAUUAAUGGAGAUUACGCGACUUCAUGGGAAAGGUGGCCUCAUUGUUCAAGGAAUGGAGUUUCGACCAGAAUGAAGAAGAGAAGAAACAUAUACUCAGUUAUGUAUUCUUGAUAUAUAAAUAGUGAGAUAUUUUAUGGCUAUAUAUGGGCUAACUUUACUUCAAGAUGGAAGAAAUGAUUCAACAAGUUUUUUCC